Molecule: messenger RNA, 1675 nt
Organism: Salmo salar (Atlantic salmon)
Lineage: Eukaryota; Metazoa; Chordata; Actinopteri; Salmoniformes; Salmonidae
Source: RefSeq, a predicted model, not a curated record
AACGCCGAACGCCGUCCUCAAGUCAGAGAUAGACACCAAGACUUUAACUGUGACACACAGGCUCUUACACACAGGAUCUGACCACAGCUCAGACCCAGAGAGACUGGGGCUGGGGAGAAUGGGCAGUCCUCCUGCUCCCAGCUCAGAGUAUUUACCAGUAUUUCACCAGAGCCAGAGGACAGUUAAUUCCCGUGGAGAUGGUGAAGGUGACGCGUUAGACACUGGUGUUGAUGAUCCAUCUUGUUCUUACACUACAGACAUGGACCCUGGCAACAUAUCCUUGGGUUUAGAGACACAGACUGAUCUGUCUAGAGGGGACUGGAACCAGUAUAGUUGUAGUGUAUACUCUGAAGGGUGCCUAGAUAAGAAAGAGGAGGGUCUGGUCGUAGAUGAAGUGACUGUGAAAGUGGAGGGCGACGCUCCUCUGACAUGGAAUGCAGACCAGACUGACUUAGGAGAAGGACACUCACAGGGCAGCACCAGUGACGAUUUAGACUACAGGGAAAGCUUAGAGACAACCCACUCCCCUUUACAUGCAGUCCCGACCCAGUGUCCACGUCGAUGGGGCCUUCCGAUUCACACGGCCGCAUCCUUUUUGAUCAGGUAUUGAACUCAAACGACAGGGCUAGAGCUCAGGGAGCCACAUCAGGUAAUAAUAAAGAUAAACGGUUCCUCUGCAUGUUCUGUAACAAAGGCUUCAGCUGCCUCCAGAAGGUGGAGAUCCACCAGAGGGUCCACACAGGGGAGAAACCAUUCAGCUGUACCCAGUGUCAUAUGCACUUCGCCCAGGCUGGCAACCUGAAGAGGCACCAGAGGGUCCACACAGGGGAGAAACCAUACAGUUGCCCCCAGUGUGAAAAGAGGUUCUCCCACCAACACCAACUGAAGAUGCACCUGAAGGUCCACACGGAAGAGAGGCCAUUUGCCUGUACGCACUGCGGGAAGAGGUUCUCAGAGAGGAGCUACCUCAGGAUACACCAACAGAAAAACCAUUCCACUCUAUAAAAUAGAAAGAAACCAUUCCACUCGAUAGCUUCUGACAUUUCAAUCAAACCCUGCAUUAAAGCUGGACUCAGCAAGAUGACGGACAUGCACACAGUAAACAACAGUAGUGGGUCAAUUUGCGCAACAAAUAAGCGUGAGGCUUAACUUCUCUGCGGUUUUGGUACCACAGUUACCACGUUGUAGUAACGUGAAGCGAAUCCGUGUGCAUGCACAGAUACUCUGUGUGACUGUGAGAGAGCAAAGUCUGGCAUCACGCUCAUCAAAUAUAUCUGCAGUUCUGAUAGUGGAAACCUCAUAGCGCUGAGUCUUCCUUUAAAGAUGAAGGUUCAUUUUGAUUGUUGUCAGAAUGAUGGGAAUAACAGAUUUCUGUGUUGAAUAUUCCUGGGUAGAAUAUUUUAUUCAAGCAUUGUGUGAUAAAUAAAGACAUAUAUAAGCUUAAUGAGUCUCUUACAUAGUGUUUGUACUAUGUAGGCAAUAUGAUGUUCACAAAUGCCUAUUUCAUUACUUCCAUUCAACUACUUAAUUUUGUGCCCCAAGACAUUUUUAAUGAGAAAAUGAAGGCAGUUCAUCAAGUCCAUGCAGAUUUGUUGUUGAGCUGGAAGUACGUGGUGGUUUUCAUAUGGUGUAUUUAAAACAUGUUUAUGCUUAAUAAACAUAAAAUGGGACUUUU